AUGUGCUUUAUUCUGAGAUGUCGCAAUGCCAAAAAAGCAAAACAAUAUCAACGUAAUACAACGCCGCUAUCAGAGGGCUCAGUGGACUCCGUGGACACCACCGAGACAUUUAUAUUUUCCCAAGAACCAGUCAAUGGCGAGAGUGGAGAAGUAACUGGCCAAAAGGCGACGGAUGUGCGCUGGCCAUUCUUCGAGUCUGGUGCGAAGUUUGAAGAAGCGAUUAGCGAAUGCUCUAAAGCCGACCAAGAGCAUAGGCAACAACCAGGAACAAAGGAAAUCGAGAGCUGGCGAGAAACCAUGGAAGAGUCAGAACAUGAUGCUACUAUAUUUUUCUAA
Aspergillus oryzae RIB40 is the source of this 336-nucleotide messenger RNA. RefSeq lists its product as uncharacterized. Bases 1 to 336 code for a protein of 111 amino acids. The record is from RefSeq and is a predicted model, not a curated record. NCBI's taxonomy places the organism in Eukaryota, Fungi, Ascomycota, Eurotiomycetes, Eurotiales, Aspergillaceae. The transcript has 2 exons.